UGGGGCGCGCACCGGAAGCGGAAGUGAGUGACGCGACUGGCUGCCGGGAACGGGCCUCCACGGGGAGUCUUCACAGAGCGCUCUCAAGAUGAAUGCCAGAGGACUUGGAUCUCAGUUAAAGGACAGUAUUCCAGUUACUGAACUCUCAGCAAGCGGACCUUUUGAAAAUCAUGAUCUUCUUCGAAAAGGUUUUUCUUGUGUCAAAAAUGAACUUUUGCCCAGUCAUCCUCUUGAAUUAUCAGAAAAAAAUUUUCAGCUCAACCAAGAUAAAAUGAACUUUUCUACACUGAGAAACAUUCAGGGUCUAUUUGCUCCACUAAAAUUACAAAUGGAAUUCAAGGCAGUGCAACAGGUUCAGCGUCUUCCAUUUCUUCCAAGCUCAAACCUUUCCCUGGAUAUUUUGAGGGGUAGUGAUGAGACUAUUGGAUUUGAAGAUAUUCUUAAUGAUCCAUCACAGAGUGAACUAAUGGGGGAACCACACUUGAUGGUGGAGCAUAAGCUCGGUUUAUUGUAAUUUAGUAUGCUGUGGAUGAAAAAAACUGGGGCUGCAUAUUGUCUUUUUAGUGUAAUUUGAUGUAACAAC
This is a messenger RNA of Suncus etruscus (white-toothed pygmy shrew), 583 nucleotides long. RefSeq names its product proteasome maturation protein (gene POMP). The transcript is spliced from 6 exons. Bases 89 to 514 code for a protein of 141 amino acids. Lineage: Eukaryota; Metazoa; Chordata; Mammalia; Eulipotyphla; Soricidae. Gene Ontology annotation, cellular component: nucleus; cytoplasm. Gene Ontology annotation, biological process: proteasome assembly. The record is from RefSeq and is a predicted model, not a curated record.